AUCCCUGUGCUCAGCUGCUUUUGGAGCACAUACAUGGCUUGUGUGACAGCAACAGCGCACAGAAGCAGCAAUGAAAUGCAGUUAGCAGUCCAGCUGGGAGACAGGCAGGCAGGCACUGGUCCAGUUUCUAAAAUGAUCCUCUCGUAAGCCAGUCUGCAGCGCCUCCAAAAGGGGUUGACUCCUGUAAAAGAGCACAGCUUUCUUUGCAAAUACUCUGUGGUGUAACUCAGCUUCCCUGGGUGACUGCAGCGCUUUGUUUUGUUUUAUUUUUUUUUCCCCUCUGUGUCCUUUUCUCCAGGAUGGCGGAGGCAGAAUUGCACAAGGAAAGGCUGCAAGCCAUAGCAGCAAAAAGGAAAAGGCAGACAGAAAUAGAAGGCAAGAGACAACAGCUUGAGGACCAGAUACUUCAACUACAGCAUUUCAAGUCAAAAGCGCUUCGAGAAAAAUGGCUGCUGCAGGGUAUUCCCGCUGGCUCAGCAGAAGAAGAAGAAGCCAGAAGGAGGCAGUCAGAAGAGGAUGAGCUCAAAGUGAAAAGGCUUGAAGACAACAUCCACAGGCUGGAACAAGAAAUAGAGAAGCUAGAAAGUGAAGAAUCCCAGAUAUCUGCCAAAGAGCAAAUCAUCUUGGAGAAACUAAAGGAGACAGAGAAAUCCUUUGAGGACUUUCAAAAGAGCUUCUCACACCAGGAUGGUGAUGCAGUAAAUUACAUUUACUCCCAGAUCCCCGAACUCCCAACCCUCUAUUCACGAACAGCAGAGCCAGUUCCUGGGUGGGACGGAUCGAGCAGGGUACCUGCUUUGUACGCCAUGGAAAUUAAUGUGGAGAAAGACAAACAGACCGGAGAGACCAAGAUUCUCUCUGCAUCACCUAUUGGCCCAGAGGGGACCCAUCAAAGAGGAUUCAAAGUCUAUGAUGAUGGUACCAAGGUAGUCUAUGAGGUUCACUCUGGAAGCACAGUGGUAGAAAAUGGAGUUCAUAAAUUAAGCUCAAGGGAUGUAGAUGAACUUAUACAGAAAGCUGGACAAUCAAGUGUAAGAGGAGGGUAUGAAAUGACUGUGUCAGCCAGGAAUGUGAUAGCAGAUGGAAACCUUAGCCAUGUGAAGGAACAAAUGCUCUUCAAAGAGGCAAAAUUAGAAAUGGUACAUACACCUAGCAAGGGGAAUUCUGGGAAUCCUCAACACCAAGCAAAAAUCUCUGGAGAUGAAGUCCCAGAGGCCAGCAUGGAUCAACCAGUGACAAUGAUUUUUAUGGGUUACCAAAACAUCGAUGAUGAAGAGGAGACAAAAAAAGUGCUGGGCUAUGAUGAAACUAUCAAGGCAGAACUGGUCCUCAUAGAUGAAGAUGAUGAGAAGUCCUUGCGCGAGAAGACCGUGACUGACGUAUCUACCAUGGAUGGAAAUGCAGCCGAACUGGUCUCCGGAAGGCCUGUGUCUGACACAACAGAGCCCUCCUCUCCAGAGGGGAAAGAAGAAAGUCUGCCCAUGGAACCAGUCCCAGGAGUGAAGGGAAUGGCUGUGUUGCCUAAGGAUGGAAGAGGAUCGUGCUCAUGUGAAAGCCCUGAAACAGCAGUGACUGGGAUGAAAUCGUCCAGAAUCCCUGAGGAUGACAUCAGGUUGAGAAAAGACAAAGACCGAAAUUGUGCCAAGUUCCCGGAGCCUGUUAGCGUACUUGCUACAAAGGAAGAGAAAAUGGAAAUUGAAGUCCCAGUCUCGGAACAUAAAAACAUCACUGUGGUGGCUUCAACACAAUCUGCAGACAAUCCAACCCACUUCUUUUCGCCUGUUGCCAGUCACAAUGGCCUUGAGGACAGGCAUGAAUCCCUGGACAGUGAAGUUGCUAAAGAGAUCAGAUAUCUAGAUGAAGUGCUGGAGGCCAACUGCUGUGAUUCUGCUGCAGAUAACCCCUUCAAUGGGACAUGCUCCCCUGAGCCAAGUGCAAUCAUUGUGGAUGCCUCUGGUCCAUCUGUUCAUAUUAACAGUGAGUCAGUACCCAAUGAAAAGGACAUCAUAAUAGCUGGCAGGCAAGCAUCCCCAGUCAUUGAACCGAAUGAAACCAAUGUAAUGUCUGAGAAGCUGAAACCUAAUGGCCAUUCUUCAGAUGGACAGAAAGAGGAGCUUUGUGGCAAUCUAAAAAUGCCGGCGAGUCCAAGUUCCUCGACAAGUUCCAGAAGAUCCUCCAAGGAUGGAGAACUAACCUUAACUACGAUUAAGAAAGAGGCUAAGUUUGAACUGCGAGCCUUCCAGGAAGAAAAGAAGCCAUCCAAGCUCUUUGAUGAUGAUAACGAGAAGGAGAAGUACAGCGUCCGGAAAGUGAGGCCAUCAGAGGAAAUUAUCGAACUUGAAAAGGAAAGAAGGGAGCUUAUUAAAAGCCAAGCGGUAAAGAAAAAUCCUGGCAUCGCAGCCAAAUGGUGGAACCCACCCCAAGAAAAGACACUGGAGGAGCAGUUAGAUGAAGAACAUCUAGAGUCCCACAAGAAGUACAAGGAACGCAAGGAGAGGCAGCAGCAACAAAGCACAACACCAACGUCACCAAAACAGGUGGCCUAUUCCUUUGUACCUCCUGAGCCAGGCUGUGUUAAAAAAGAAGAUAUUGUCACAGAACAGAUAGAUUUUUCAGCGGCCAGGAAACAGUUUCAGUUAAUGGAAAAUUCAGGUCAGGCUAACAGCCAGAUUGCACCAAAGAGAUCAGGGGCACCCAAAAUGUUCUCUAUCAAGCCCUUCUACAGACCCAUUGGCCCAUCGCACGUAGACAGACCAACAGUUUCCAUGACAAGACCUGCUUCUGUACCGCUUGAGAAUAAUGAUAUAACCAUUGUAAAAGCUCAGAAGGUCUCCUGUGUCUCAGAGGGUCAUCCUAGAAAUAUUCAAAGUAGUCCAGCUGACCCAGUAAGAGAAUUGUCUUACAGUGAUACCUCAAAGACUGGACAGACCACAAAAUUGUGGGCAGAUGACAGUGAAUUCAUGAGUGCGAGAGCAGUCUUCAUGGUGGUGAAGGACGAUGACCCUGGCAUUUUAGAUCAGUUUUCGAGGUCGGUCAAUGUGUCUUCUCCUCCAGAGGAGCUGGACUCUGGUUUGGAUGAAUUGUCGGUGAGAUCUCAGGAUACCACAGUCUUGGAAACUCUGUCCAAUGAUUUCAGCAUGGAUAAUAUCAGUGACAGUGGUGCUUCUAAUGAGACUAUGAAUCCCCUCCAAGAAAAUUCACUUGCCGAUUUCUCUCUACCCCAGACCCCCCAAACGGACACCCCCUCAGAGUGCCGGGUAGGUGUUUCCAAGUCAUUUAGUGACCAUGGCUUUUACUCCCCUUCCUCCACAUUGCUAGACUCCAUGCUGGUUGAUGACCAGCUGGACUACCACGCUGGCCUACUAGUUCAAAAUGCAAUUCAACAAGCCAUAGCUGAGCAAGCUGACAAAACAGGCUCUAAACCAGCAACAGACAAAGUGGAGCAGAAGAACUCUGUCAAAGACCAGGAAGAAGUCAGCACAGCGCCAUGUUCUGAGAAGGAGCAGAGCACAACGUUUGAGCCACCUCAGGUGUCUUCUCCUGUUCAAGAAAAAAAGGAUACAAUACCAAAGACUUCAAGAAAUGAAGACUCAGGACUCAGGGAAGGGAAGACUUCACAGCAAUCUUCUGUAUCCCCCACCAGCCAGCCAUUCAUUGUGGAGGAAAACAGGCAGGAGGUCAGCUAUUUUAGCAAGUACUCUGAGGCAGCCGAGCUUAGAAGCACUGCUUCCAUCCUGGCUACACAAGAGCCCGAGGUGACCAUGGGUCCUUUUAAGCUAAGGUCAAGAAAACAGCGGACUUUGUCCAUGAUAGAAGAAGAGAUCAGAGCAGCCCAGGAGCGAGAGGAGGAAUUGAAGAGACAGAGGCAAGGUCUACAGAUGACACAGAGUCCCAUCGCAAAGAGCGCACCUCCACUGCCCACCAGAACGGUGGCUUACAAAACUGCUCCAGGGAAGAUAGAGAAGAUCAGGCCUCCUCCAUCCCCGACAACAGAAGGUCCCCUCUCCCAGUCUGACUUACUGCCUGACGAGGCUGCAGGAUCCCAGAGGCCCAAGAAUUUGAUGCAGACCCUCAUGGAGGAUUAUGAAACACACAAAACUAAGAGGCGUGAGAGGAUGGAUGACAGCAGUUACACCUCUAAAUUACUGUCUAACAAGGUUACUUCCGAGGUCCUUGAGGCUACCAGGGUGAAUCGCAGGAAGAGUGCCCUGGCAUUGCGCUGGGAGGCUGGAAUUUAUGCCAACCAGGAAGAGAAUGAAUAAUCCCCUUGCAAUAAAAUGGGUGUUCGGAACCGAGAAACCAAAAGAAAAAGAAAAAUAAAGCAGCAGCAUUUAAUCCCAUAUUUAUUAAAGAUACAACAAGCUCACUGAUCCACAGAGACAGGAUUGCUCCAUCUCCAGGCACCAUUAGCGAAAGAGAAAAACCCACCCACAAAAUCCGCCCCCCUUUCCCCCCCCCCCACAAAAGAAAGAAUGAGAGGAUGUUAGGCAUGGACUGGUCAAGGAAGGAUGUCGUCGCUGUGGGCAGAAGCAGCAGCAGACCCAUUGCAAUGGAUCAGCAUGGGAGGCUGAAGGAGUUGGCAAAAACUCAAGGCAGGGCAAAUAUAUGUGCUUCCUUCUAGCUGAAUUUCCAGCUCUGCUUUGUAUCAACGAGAGUUUGGCCCAGAAUAGCCUGGUGUGUCACUAGGCUUCCUUUGGACUUGCCUGCAGCUUCUCCGUCAUCCCACCCGCUGCAUUAAGAACGUUAAUGUUUGGUUUACCCUAGAUAGCCAUAAAAUGCAAUGAUUUUUUUUUUUUUUUGGCUGUUAUUGGGGGACGGAGAGGGGUUGCUGAUUCCCCCCCCCCUUUUUAUUUCUUAAUUUAUCAUUUAAAAAUUGGAGGUUGUUAUUGCAAAUGUACAAUCCAUGUUUUGCAAUCAGAAUAUUUAAUAAAGCACCCCAUUCGUUGCAAACACAAUCUGUCAGUUUAGGAGAGAGGUAGAGGGGAAUGCCAAGCCAAACGGAUAACCUUAGCUUUAGGAUCCUGUAUAUUUGCAAUAUGAACUGGUCUCCAGUUUCUCAGUGCAUAUUUCCAUAACUGUUUCUAAAUAUACAAUCUGUAUUUAGCGGGCAAUGACUGUUUUUAUGAUGGGUGUGGGCAGAGACGUAUGUACAAAAUGAAUAAAGUUUGAAUAACCUGAGUCAGAAAGGUAAGGGGGGAACACACACAAAAAAUGACAUUUAAUUUUUACUGAGGCAAUAAUUUAAUCAAGCCAGAUGCUGGCACAAACAGAGGUAUGAAGCAAUGGAAAAAAGUUAUGUUUUUAACUAUAUUUAUAUAGGGUAAAGGGCCUUGGAGUAAAUGUAGAGUAUGCAGGUUUCCAGGAAAUAAAAAGUUAAAGAAGGUAAUAGAGAGAGUGUGUGAGAGAGAGAGAGGCAAGAAAAAGGAUUAUUUUUGCUGUUAAACCAGUGUUUUCAGAGCUAAAAGCAAAAUAGAGAACCUUUAGUUUGUGCAUAGGCUUGGAAUCAGUGACAAAGGGUGUUGUGUGUCUGGGUGUGAGCGCGCACACGUGUGUGAGGUUGGAAUUCUAGAAUGAACAAGAGCUAUGGGUGUACAGAUUUAUUUUCUCCAGAGCUGUUUGCCAGCUAUAGGGGUGAGUGAGAAUUUCUUUUUUAUGAAAAGGGAUAUAAAAUGGCACUGAGCUGAUACAGUAUUUGUAAUAUUAAAAUUUGACCUGAGAUGGUAUUUGCAUGAAUCACAAUUGCGAAGUAUUGAGCAGUUUUGUAAUCUGACAUUUAGAAAAGAAAUGUGGUAUUUAUUCUUGUGCUUUGUAUUCAUAUGUAGUAUAGAGGCUGCCAGGUUUACUCUUUCUUUUCAUGCAAAGCAAAACAAUACGUAUUUUACAACCGGGAACCAUAAUUUCUGGACUAGAAAUUAUCAAGUUUAGGAGACAUAUACAUGUAUGUAUUGUUUUUAUAAACCUAAAAUUAUUAUUUUAACUUCUUUUAAAAUAAGCCAAGAGGCUAAAUCCCUCUUCUGUUUUCAUACUGCUCUGUGACCUGAUAUGGUGUUUUAUUCUGAGGCUCACCUAAAACAGCUUUAGAUACUGUGAACAUUAUUCUGGUGCUUUUAUUGGGCAAACACAGAGCUUGCAACCAAAAGAUUUUUUUUUUUUUUAAAUUUCUUUCCAGCCUGUGGUUUGACACGUCGCACAUGUUCCUUUAAACAGUCAAACAUUUUGAAGCCUGUGUUCAGGGAUUGUAGUAAAAGUGGCAAAUAAGCAUUAAUUAAACCGGUUCUAUGAAUGGCCUAUUAACAAAAGAAAACCCUUUUGAACUGGACAAUUGUCUUGUAUUGAUUUCUUUAAACUGGGUCAUACUUAAGAGUAUACACAUAUACAAAUAGACCAGCUGUUUGGAAAUGCAAAUCUAGUCGAUUCGGACCCGGUUCAAUAAAGGUGUGUUACCAGUAGAUUAUAGGAAGUAUAAUUCCACAGACUCAGUAGUCUGUUGCCCAGCUGAUGGGCAGGUAUUGUUUGUAGUAAUACUUACAGGAGUUGCACACCUGUAUUGAGAGAGGGUUUGGAUCCCUCUUGGUUUGAGGAGAGCAUAGAUGAGUCUUGGAAGGGGCUUCUCUAGCAAUAUUACAUGGUAUCAGGCUGUAUGUCACGAGUGGCUCAUUACUGAGAAAUAGUCUUACAUCAAGGCACGUACAUUUGAACUUCUCACUGCAGUGGUUGGAUUCUUACAGCUUUUGCUCUCUUUGAAAUGAAUUUGCUUCUCCCUCUGCGUGGUUGCAGUUACCUAGGGCUGAGGGCAUUGUCGGGAGUUCCUGGCUCUCUCUCACCUCUUAAGACACAUGCAUCUGUUGUUUUCUUGAGGGAUUAUUUUUUGUAAGUAAAAAAUAAAUACCUAAAUAAAA
Chelonia mydas (Green sea turtle) is the source of this 6899-nucleotide messenger RNA. It is a transcript of the gene PALM2AKAP2, whose product is annotated as PALM2 and AKAP2 fusion. Gene Ontology annotation, biological process: regulation of cell shape. The transcript has 12 exons. NCBI's taxonomy places the organism in Eukaryota, Metazoa, Chordata, Testudines, Cheloniidae. Bases 300 to 4262 code for a protein of 1320 amino acids. Gene Ontology annotation, cellular component: membrane. The record is from RefSeq and is a predicted model, not a curated record.